AUGGAGCCGGAGGAGACCAAAGAGGGACAAGCCACUAAUUUGGCACAAUCUGCCGCCUCCAAACUGUCCCAGAUGAGUGAAAGAACUAAACAACAACUGGGUAAUGUAAUCCAAGAACCAGUUCGGCAGAAACGGAUUAUUCUAGUAAUAGUCUGUGUUGCACUUUUAUUAGACAACAUGCUUUACAUGGUAAUUGUGCCAAUUGUACCCGAUUACCUUGAAGGGCUACAGAAAGCAGCAGAUCAUGCCCUAGCCAUUGAACCGCACACCAACUCCACUAACAGCACCAUGCACAAAACACCCAAGGGGAACUUCGACCUACAGAUCGGUGUUCUUUUUGCCUCAAAGGCCAUCCUGCAGCUUCUGGUGAACCCGAUAAGUGGCACGUUUAUUGACAGGGUUGGGUAUGAUAUUCCACUCUUUAUCGGUCUCAAUGUCAUGUUCCUGUCCACCCUUACUUUUGCCUUUGCUGAAAACUACGCGACUCUGUUCCUGGCGCGCAGCAUGCAGGGCCUCGGCUCGGCUUUCGCGGACACAGCAGGGCUCGCUCUGAUCGCAGACAGGUACACAGAGGAGUCAGAGAGGACCAAAGCGCUGGGUAUUGCCUUGGCUUUCAUCUCUUUUGGAAGUCUCGUGGCGCCCCCCUUUGGAGGGAUCCUCUACGAGUUCGCAGGGAAGCGGGUUCCCUUCCUGAUUCUUGCCUGUGUCUGCCUCAUCGAUGGUAUAUUGUGCCUGACUGUGCUGAAACCCUUCUCUAACAGAGAGAGAGAAAACAUGCCAGUGGGCACCCCCAUGUAUAAACUGAUGAUUGAUCCUUAUAUAGCUGUAGUAGCAGGUGCUCUGACAAUUUGUAACAUCCCUCUCGCCUUCCUUGAGCCCACUAUCGCCAACUGGAUGGAGGACACCAUGCAUGCCAGCCAGUGGGAGAUCGGCAUGACAUGGUUCCCUGCCUUCUUCCCUCAUGUUCUAGGUGUAUUUCUCACUGUCAAAUUAGCAGCCAAGUACCCUCAUCUCCAGUGGUUUUACGGGGCUAUAGGUAUGGUGUUCAUAGGCGCAAGCUCCUGCACAGUGCCAGCCUGUAAAAACUUUGGACAGCUCAUGAUCCCGCUGUGCGGAAUCUGUUUUGGCAUCGCCUUUGUAGACACGGCGCUCCUGCCAACACUCGCUUUCCUUGUGGAUGUGCGACAUGUGUCAGUGUAUGGCAGUGUGUACGCCAUCGCAGACAUAUCUUACUGUUUGGCCUAUGCCAUGGGGCCCGUGGCUGCUGGACAGAUAGUGCACAACAUGGGCUUUGUUCAGCUGAAUUUAGGCAUGGGCCUCAUUAAUGUACUUUACGCACCGGCGCUCCUUCUGCUGAAGAACGUGACACAGAUGAAGCCUUCUUUCUCCGAGCGAAAUAUGCUCCUGGAGGAUGGUCCAACAGGACUAUAUGAUACGAUUAAGAUGGAGCAAAGAGAGAAGAAGAGAAAGGGUUUGUGUACAACGAUCGACGAGGAUGGCAUUGAAACCUUUGCGCAACGGUCGUAUUCAGAGGAGGAAUCCUCAGGAGGAGAGUACGCGUAAAAUACCUUUAACUGAGUGUAAAACUAUCAAAGUGCCAAUGUAGAGUUGUGUGCAUCCCGUCCGGUCCAAUCAAUUGCAUAACACGAUUAGGAUUGUGUAACGACAUACAUUAUUUACUGCUCCUGGUGACAAUUCCUCUGGGUAUUGUCAGAUCAAGUAGCUUCAAGCUUUUGCAGUAGAAAGGCGCUCGCUGGUGUUUGUUCAUUUUAAGAGAGAGUAUCGUGAAAUAUUUGUUGAGAUAAAUGUCUAUUCAUUAACAGUAUUUAUCACUGUAUCAGUAACUGACUCAUAUUCAGGGAUUAUGUGUAAAUGUAUUUUAACAAAAGAACAAUUGUACUGUAUGCGUCUUUCAAUGUAAUCUGUAUUUCUUUGCCAGAGUUGUGCUGCUAAACUCAAUAUGCAAUACUGUGUGUCACACAACUGUUUUAGGGAGUUACAACAGAUGGAAAUGAACUGAAAACUGCGUCUUGUUGUCUGAUUAUUUUGGAUGAUGUACUUCUGGAAUGCAUAGCCUCAUUGUGUGAUC
Molecule: messenger RNA, 2089 nt
Organism: Cottoperca gobio
Lineage: Eukaryota; Metazoa; Chordata; Actinopteri; Perciformes; Bovichtidae
Gene: slc18a3a
Product: solute carrier family 18 member 3a
Exons: 1
Coding region: 1-1563 (520 amino acids)
Biological process (GO): xenobiotic transport; transmembrane transport; chemical synaptic transmission
Cellular component (GO): membrane; AP-2 adaptor complex; terminal bouton
Molecular function (GO): xenobiotic transmembrane transporter activity; acetylcholine transmembrane transporter activity
Source: RefSeq, a predicted model, not a curated record